CUUCCUCAUCGCCAGAAUAAAAUCAGAAAACCAGAAAAAAAAUGCCACAAUGGAUACCCCCGGCUCAAUUCCUCGCUAUCCAGAUCCUAACCGGCACCACCGUCGCCUUCACCCCAGCUAACUCUCCCCUCCGAUCAAUCGCCUCCCUCCUCGUACUUGUCCUCGCCUACUGCAUGCAAAUCAGCGCAAAUGCCCACCUCCAUGGCACCCGCUUCGGCGCCCCGCUCGUCGCAAUGUGCUGGAUGAACGUUCUCAACGGGAUUGAUUUGCUAGUCCUGACGCGCGCAGACUACGAUAAACAGCUCGCAUACAACAACACAAAGCUGAAGUCAACCUCCGACAAAUCACCAAAUAAACCGCAAAGCAAAUCUCUCCUCGAAAAAUACCUCUGGUCUCUAAAUCUCUCCUUCAACUACCGCCGCAUCAACACCCCCUGGCAAAUCCGCGCUCUCACCACGUUCAACAAAAUCCCAACUCGGACCCAAUUCCUCCUCACCUCCCUCCUCAAACUCACCAUCUCCAUCGCAACCAUGCAGCUCCUCACACUCGAGACCACCGAUCCGUAUCUCGGCCGCGCAGUGGAAAAAUUACCCGUUCGACCAGACGAGAUAAUACUCCCGUUCUGGUAUCAUAGUGGCUGGGGCAAAGAUGACCUCGUGCUUAGAUUCCUCUUCACUCUCUCGUUUGGAAUCGUGGCGCGUGCGUUCAUUGUCGCGGGAUAUACCUCUGCCGCGGUGGUAGCUGUAGCAUUGGGCCAAGAGCCGAGUAUGUGGCCGCCUGUCGGGGGUGGAUUGCUGGAUGCGUGGUCGAUUAGGAGGUUCUGGGGAAAAACAUGGCACCAAACCCUCCGCCAACUCCUCUGCUCGAACGCCGACUUCGUCUCGGGAUCUAUUUUGCGUCUUCCGGUCCGAUUCCAGUGGUGCUUCCGGGUGAUUUUCGCGUUCGUUGUUUCAGGUUUAGUGCAUACGGGAAUGGAUGUAGGGUUCGGGGUACGGAUUGAUGAAAGCGGGGCAUUGUGGUUCUUCGCGUUACAGAUUUUGGGUGUGGCGGUGGAGAUGCUUGCUGAGACGUUGUUGGCUCCUGUGAGUGUGUUUGUGCCGAGAGGACUCAGACGUGGGAUUGGGUUUAUUUGGGUAGCGGUUUUCAUGAUGUGGACUUUGCCGGUGUGGAUUUAUCCUAUUUUGGUCCAGUUGUAUGGAGAUGGCGUGCGCAUGAUGAGUCCAUUCUUGGGGUUUGAGGGAUGGGAUAUUUGAUUUGGUUUUGAAUUGCAUAGCGUUGGGGUUGGGUAUUAUUGUUAUGUUAGAUUAUAUUAGAUUUAUAGAUGUAUAGUAGGGAUACUAGUGGUGGAUGUAAACCUAUAAUGCUGCGUCCCAGUCUACCCAAGCGAAUGUAUUCAACAGGUCGAGAUGGGGGUCUGCGCCUAUAAGGUCCGGUAGCGCGUCUAGGGCUCUCGUCGGACUUUGUAGCGAUGCCGGCAUGCUGAGGAUUCGGUCCAGUGAGCGUUGCAAUAUUCCCUUGAUUUGCGCCUUGGCUGCGAUGUCAGAUUCGGAGGGCCGGAGCCAGUCGAGAAAGGCGACCAGCACACUGAGGUUCUGGAUGAUGUCC
This is a messenger RNA of Aspergillus piperis CBS 112811, 1605 nucleotides long. RefSeq names its product wax synthase family protein. The coding region runs from base 42 to 1253 and encodes 403 amino acids. Lineage: Eukaryota; Fungi; Ascomycota; Eurotiomycetes; Eurotiales; Aspergillaceae. Gene Ontology annotation, biological process: lipid metabolic process. The transcript is spliced from 2 exons. The record is from RefSeq and is a predicted model, not a curated record.